This is a messenger RNA of Lactuca virosa, 519 nucleotides long. The record is from the annotation of a GenBank genome assembly. NCBI's taxonomy places the organism in Eukaryota, Viridiplantae, Streptophyta, Magnoliopsida, Asterales, Asteraceae.
CAAAAGUGUCAUUUUGCGUAAUGGUUGGGCUGUAUGUGAUGAUAUGUACAAUUUUAGGGGGAGGUUGAUGCAAAUCACCAUCGCUGGAGAUCAGGUCUAGUAGAAUCAGAUCGGUACCAGUUAGGUGUUCAUAGCAUUUCAAGAGUCGGUUUUGUGGGUUUGUCCAGAGGCCACUCUACCUAGCUUACCCUUUCAAAGUGUGAAAGGGAAUAUCAUAUACGGUGUUUGAGGGAACACAAGAAGAUGUAUCUGAAGGUGUGUUUUCAUUUCGGAGGGAUCGGAAUCGGAAUCACAUAUUCCGAUGUGAAGUGGAUUGCUUUCCUUGGGAAAGAUGUGAAGUGGAAUGGUGACAUUCUAAGGAACAUCUUUGUUAGAAAUGGAGGUGGUGGGUCCUCAAGGUGGAAUUACUUUUCAAGAUGGUUUUUGUUUGUCUUUGCAUGGAUAAGUAAAGUAAAUAAUGAAUGAAUGAAUAAUGAAUACCAAUUUGGUGGAUUUAUAUUUGAUGGUUUUAAAAUAUAG